This is a messenger RNA of Frankliniella occidentalis (western flower thrips), 3376 nucleotides long. RefSeq names its product palmitoyltransferase ZDHHC3-A (gene Dnz1). Gene Ontology annotation, molecular function: protein-cysteine S-palmitoyltransferase activity. The record is from RefSeq and is a predicted model, not a curated record. Lineage: Eukaryota; Metazoa; Arthropoda; Insecta; Thysanoptera; Thripidae. The transcript is spliced from 5 exons. Bases 210 to 1034 code for a protein of 274 amino acids. Gene Ontology annotation, cellular component: endoplasmic reticulum; Golgi apparatus. Gene Ontology annotation, biological process: protein targeting to membrane; peptidyl-L-cysteine S-palmitoylation.
CAAGAAACCGAUUUAAUUCCCCUAGGAACUUUAACUUUUAAUUGUCAAAUUUAACAUUCAAAUCAGCUAAUAAUUGGUUAUAAACCGACCAGGACGGGCGGCGGUGUUUCGAACAUGAAUACGAAAAUGUAGUCUGCUUUCAGCGUAGCCCCCCCGUCGUCUCCGUGUUGACAUUUGUGUUUUCCUUAGAAAGGAAUUUUCAAUCAAUUAUGUUUUUCUUAGUGAAAGAUCCCUGCGGAAUCGUUUGUAUUAUUUUAACAUAUUUAGCGGUAUUUUACGCCGACUACGUUAUCGUGAAAUGGGUGAUCUUACAAACAAUGCAAAACAGCUUAUGGGGCUCCUUUCAUAUGGUCAUGUUUAAUACUGUGGCCUUUUUAGCAUCGAUGGCUCAUUUUCGAGCUAUGUGUUCUGACCCUGGGACUGUUCCGCUGCCCCAUAGCCGAAUGGACUUUUCUGACAUUCAUUCAGAUUGUAAUGGUGGGUCUGAUCAGGAAGAUUGGACUGUAUGUACAAGAUGUGAAACAUAUCGCCCUCCUCGAGCACAUCAUUGCCGAAUAUGUAAGCGUUGUAUUCGCCGCAUGGACCACCAUUGCCCAUGGAUAAAUAAUUGUGUGGGAGAAAGAAAUCAGAAAUAUUUUCUCCAGUUCUUGGUGUAUGUAGGAUUACUUGUCAUUUAUGCUGUAGCCUUGGUGAUGGCUUCUUGGAUGGAAGAAUGUCCUGAGUGUCCAAUGGAUAUUACUGUCCGUCAGAGUAGAAUCUUACACACUGUGUUGGUGUUAGUAGAGUCCUUAUUAUUUGGAUUAUUUGUAGCAGCCAUGUUAAUUGAUCAACUUCAAGCAAUAUUCGGUGAUGAAACUGCUGUUGAACAGGCUCAGGACCUGGGUCCGUACCGUCCACACAAGCCACGAAUGGCUCUGCUUACUGAAGUUUGUGGACGCACGCACCCUUUGCUCUGGCUUCUUCCUUGUGACACAUUAGGACCACACAGCUCCUAUCAAAAUGACUCCAGUGCAUUAUUAACUCAUGAAGUUUGACAAAUAUUGAUGGUUAACAUAAUUUUUAAUUCAAUACAUACCAAGAACUACUCCUUCAUAUUCAUCAUAUAAAAUUUACACUUUUUAAAAAGUAUUUUACCUCAAGAAUUUUUCUCCUUGAAGUGUAAUUUGUUAAUGAAGGGUGUGUGAUGGUACUAUGCAACAUUGUGAUAAAUUUUGAAGUGAUUCCAUUUUAGUUUCAUUUUUUAAUUCUCUAUUUGGAAGAUUUAAAGCAUCUAAAGAUGCAUUUAUAGUUAAUGUUAUACUUUUGAAUUACCAUUUAUAAUAUGUAUUACUAUAUGUAUUGUAUCAUAUUUAUUUUAGUUGUAUCGUGAAUAUACUUAGGCAAAGAACUAAAUGAUCACACUGUAAGCGACAUCCAUUGAUCUUGUCUGAUGUGAGAAUGAUUUAGUUGUAGAAAAAUGUUAUCGCUCUGCUUUAGCAGCAUUUCAAUAAUUGUGUUACUUGUUAUUGGUUUUUGAUAAUUUUUUUUGGAGAAGUAUACAUUUUUAAAGUAAUGCAUUGUUCUUGCCCUCUUUUUUUUGUAAUAUUUCAUGCUGUUCUUGCCCUAUGUAAUUGAUGUGGUAAUUGUCUGCUCGCUGAAUCAGAUAUUUAUUCAAUUCACUGACAGAGUGAAAUUUUUUAAAAAGUAGUCUCCUUUAGAAGGACCAGACAUACCUUCAGCACAUUUAAUUUCUCCCUUUCCUUAAAGUACACAGUGGCUAGGAAUUACCAAAGACGUAAAUACUGAAUCUGCAAGAUUUGCUCAUUUAACUUAAUGCUUUAUCAUCAUCCUGCGUUUUCAGCAACUCAGUUUCUUCUCUACCUGUGUCUGGAUAUUUUUGUAUAGUAGCUGUUAAAUCUGUUUCUGAUUCAAAAUUUUGAAUGAAGUAAGUUAAAACAAUCGAGGAUCACUUGCAAUAAUUACAAGCUGAAUUUGUGUGGAUUUUUCAUGCUGAGACACAUUGUGCUCUGUAUUCUUAUUAUCGUAAGGGUGGCCGUAAAACUAUUAGCCAUCUCACUAAGUAGCUUCAUUCCUCUUGGCUUUUAUCUCUAAUUGAAGUGAUGCUCAGCUUUAUACUAUUCCGGUUUGUGUCAUUUUUGUCUACAAUUGACCAUUAUUUUUAGAAUUAAUCUAUGCAUCACACUAGAUUAUUCUUAGAGGAAUUAUUGCUUAAACUAGUCAACAUUUCUUUUUCUGUUUUGAUAUUAAUGUCUAUUGAUAGUAAUAAUAUCGAUUGCUACGACAUAUCAAUCUCUGGAAAUGGAGCAGCUUCAGACAAUGAUAAAUUCGGAAACUACUUAAGAUACGGACUGACAUCUAUGAUAUCUUCUGGCGACUUGUUAUAGGGCUUGUUUUGUUAAUUUACAGAAAUUUAAUGUCUGUCACAUGACAAAGGAACCCUUAUGUAUUUCCUCUAGAAUUUUCUUAUGAACAAAGAACACUUAUGUCUUCUCUCAUUUUACUUUAAUUGCAGAGUAAUUCAAUACCAUAGCUUUAGUCCCCUGAGUUUAUGAUGUAGAACUGUUUCCAAGUUCUGUGUGUAUAUUUCCAUGCACUUCUUUGUCUUUGGCAUUCAUUGUGGAGACUAGUUAAUUACAUACGAGCAAAUCUUUCAAGCUUGUCAUCUGCAGAGUGGAAUGGUAUGUCAAAACUAUGUCUUAAAGGCAAAAUCAAUAUCGUUCCAACACUUUUCUGACAUUGCUUUGACAGUCAUUUGCACUGCGUUAUUAAUUAAUAUAUCAUUUUGGGAGAGGAAAAAGAACGAGGGUACAAUAGGAAGUUCCCUGAACAAUGUCUGUUGUUAUAUUUGUAUUAGCUUAUGUAUAGGUAAACCAAACUCACCACUUUGUUUUUCUGUCCACGCCAUAUGAUAGAUUUUUGGUGGCUUAAAAGUUAAGGAUUUUCUCAUAGAUGGAGAUGGGUACUUAUUCGAAGAUGGACUUAAUUUUAUACCUCAUUUAUGUAUAUUGAAAAGACUGUCAUGUAGUUGACUUGCAAGAGGUCUUUGCACAAUCUCCUGUGGUUUUUGCAGGACCGUUUUGUAAUCCAUUGCUCUGCAUUUCGUGUUUAUUAUCGUUUUGCGACUUCUAGGCAGCUUGCCUUUAUAGUUAAAUUUGGUUCUUUGCAUAACUAGGCGCACUGUUCUACUGAGGGUGUGCUGCUUGAGGUGUGCACAGAGUAUACAGUGUAUCCUCCUUUUACCGUGUUGACGAUUUAACAUUAUCUUGUUAAUCCUUUCCUUACCUUCAAAUUUCUGCAAAACCAUUUUGUACAAAAUAGUGAGGGAGCGAGAGAGAGAGAGAGAGUUGUCCAGCAAUACAUAUCAUGUGCAAUACGU